Cooperia oncophora is the source of this 633-nucleotide messenger RNA. The record is from the annotation of a GenBank genome assembly. NCBI's taxonomy places the organism in Eukaryota, Metazoa, Nematoda, Chromadorea, Rhabditida, Trichostrongylidae.
AUGCGACUACCUGACCUGCUAUCUGCUAUUACUCUAAACCUCGUUCUAGCGUUGUUCUCGAUGGUGAUGGCAAUAGUUGCUCUCGGCCUUCUGGCCUUUGUCCUCGCCAAGGACAAUUACCUCCACAAAGAGAGCCCACCCACUAUGAAGAACGACAAAAUCAAACGUCAUGAAAGUGUUGUGGUCGACUUCAAGAAUCCAAGCACCGUACCGGACCACUUUCUUGAACUGAAUACCUUGAUGUUCCAAAAGAAGCCUAAAAACAACCAGGUGACCCAUAUGCCUGGCGCUGUGCCAUUAUCCGGCAUGGAUCUCAUGUCUUCAUCAAAAGAAGAUCAGACUGAAGAUAGCACACGUCAGGUUUUACCGUAUUGCGAGCUCAAAGGAUCCAUACCUGAGGCAAGCUCCACGAUGCACUCACCGUCGUCAUUCGUGACUGACUCUGGAAUCUCCGACGAGGACUACACAUCCGACUCAACAAGCUCAACGCCGAGCUCAACGAACGAGAAACCACGUAAAACUACGAACAGUUCAGAAGGAUCUGGUUGGAUAGAGGAACGAGUGACGAUCGAGCCACCGGCAGAGAAGCGUAUUGUCGAUCUCGAAUGCGGCUCAGAAGUCUCCCUCUGUUAG